AUGUCUGUUGCAUGGGAACGACUGAUCCGAUUCGUGGCCGUGGAUGGCCGCACGCUCCGAGGCGAGCCUAUCCUCCCCAGCCCGGACUUUGACUUGGGAACUACGACAGAGAGCACGAAGCUGCAGGCCAAAGUCAUCCAGGGAGACGAUAUCUACGACACUUCAGGCAGCACCGUGGUAACCGAGGAGGUCGUCACAGUAAAGCAGCUCCUCGGCCCGCUGUCCCAGGCAGACGUCCCCAUCCUGAGGUGCGUAGGCCUCAAUUACGCCAAACACAUCCGCGAAGCAGGAAGGAAGCCACCGCCAUUCCCCUUUAUCUUCUUCAAGCCGAACACGUGCGUGCUCGACCACGGAGCCAACGUGGUCAUCCCCAAGAUCGCCCAGGACGACCAGGCGGACUACGAAGGGGAACUCUGCUUCGUCAUAGGCAGGGACGCGAAGGACGUGUCCAAGGAAGACGCGCUGUCUUAUGUCGCGGCUUACACUUGUGGCAACGACGUCUCGUCCCGGAAGCUGCAGCGAGAUUCUGCGUUUGCUGGUGUAAUACCGCAGUGGGGGUUUUCCAAGGGCUUUGACACCUUUGCUCCGCUGGGCCCCUGUCUCGUGCGAUCUGACCUGAUCGGAGACCCUCAGAAGCUUGACCUCGCCACGGUUGUCAAUGGUCAGGUGAGGCAGCAGGAAUCUGUCGGGGAUCUCCUCUUCGACUGUGCCUACUUGAUUUCGUACCUGUCAAGUGGGACCACUUUGCAAAAAGGGUCUGUCAUAAUGACAGGCACUCCAGGUGGCGUCGGGAUGGGCAUGAGCCCUCCCCAAUGGCUGAAGCCGGGAGACAACGUCGAAGUGAAUAUUUCUAAGAUUGGGACACUACGCAAUGGAGUUGAAUAUGCAUGA
Messenger RNA from Diaporthe amygdali, 891 nucleotides. RefSeq lists its product as uncharacterized. Gene Ontology annotation, molecular function: catalytic activity. The record is from RefSeq and is a predicted model, not a curated record. Lineage: Eukaryota; Fungi; Ascomycota; Sordariomycetes; Diaporthales; Diaporthaceae. The transcript has 2 exons. The coding region runs from base 1 to 891 and encodes 296 amino acids.